Molecule: messenger RNA, 4554 nt
Organism: Solea solea (common sole)
Lineage: Eukaryota; Metazoa; Chordata; Actinopteri; Pleuronectiformes; Soleidae
Product: transmembrane channel-like protein 3
Exons: 24
Coding region: 538-3912 (1124 amino acids)
Cellular component (GO): plasma membrane
Molecular function (GO): mechanosensitive monoatomic ion channel activity
Source: RefSeq, a predicted model, not a curated record
CAGAGAGAUGAUCGUUAAUGAGCAAAGAGAAAAACAGCUGAAAAAGGAGCUUUUUUGUGUGGAUUUAAUACUUUUCGUUUUUUCAGUGUUUGUGUUACUUCAUGUGAAACCUGCUGGAGUUUGUUUUCUUCCUUUCUGUUGACUCUGAACAAGGAUUUGCCUUCUUGGACGUGUCUACGCUGCUGCUGCUGAUGUCAUCGCGCUAAAAUAACAACACCACUUUGAUCACAUCAAACUCAAAUCCCAAGGAGUGAGGAUGAAAGGGAAGGUGGAUGAGACCAGAGUGGGAUGGUGGAGGAGGAUCGUGAAGAGGAGAAGCUGAGGAACGUGUGGAGGAGAGUGUUGGACGACGGAGGCAGACACAUCCGUCUGUACUGUUCCAAACUGAACCGUAACCAUAAUGGAAAACACGGCAACAGUCAGCAUAGACGACGAGGAAUGGAAUGGAUUCAGCUUGUGUGGUGAUCACAUGAUAUCAGCUCCUCAGAUGAUGAAGAUAAAGAUGACGAGCGCGUGGACAGUAACGACCCAGAGGAAAUGUUCCAGAACAUUCAGUACCAGAAGGAGAUCAUCGCCAACAUUCGAACCCGACCCUGGCCAAUGAGACGCAAGCUCAAAGUUCUCAAGCAUGCCAGAGAGAUUGUCCUGAAGUACGAGGGCCAGCUGACCAGAACCAGAGGCUACCAGACCGCAGGAGCUGAUCUGCUGAAGAAACUGUCCCGUGUUCUGUACAACAUUGUGGUUCUGUUCAUUCCCUGGGAAGUAAGGAUCAAGAAAAUUGAAAGUCACUUUGGGUCGGGCGUGGCCUCCUACUUCAUCUUCCUGCGCUGGUUGUUUGGGAUCAACAUCGUCCUCACCAUCAUGACUGGAGCCUUCAUUGUUCUCCCAGAGUUGCUGGCUGGAGCUCCGUUUGGCACCACGAGAAGUAAAACUAUCCCUAAAGACCUUCUGCCUUCAGCUCAGGACCUGGACACCAUCUGGUCUCUGGGGGGUUACCUGCAGUACUCAGUCUUGUUCUAUGGUUACUACGGCAGGGUGAGGAAGAUCGGCAGCGCCAGCUACCGCCUGCCGCUCGCCUACUUCCUGGUUGGAAUGGCCGUCUUUGCCUACAGCUUCAUCAUCCUGCUGAGAAAGAUGGCCAAGAACUCUCGUCUGAGCUUGGCUAGCGCCUCGGAUGAGAACUUCACCUUUUGUUGGAGGGUUUUCUGCGCCUGGGAUUAUCUGAUCGGAAACCCGGAGGCUGCAGAGAGUAAAGGCGCUGCCAUCGUCAACAACAUCAGGGAAGCCAUCGUUGAGGAGCAGGAAAAGAAGAAGGACACCAGUCUGGCCGUGCUGAUCAGUCUGCGUAUCUUGGCCAACAUCCUGGUGCUGCUGUCUCUGGCCGGCAGCAUCUACAUCAUCUACUUUGUGGUGGACCGUUCUCAGAAGCUGGAGCAGGAGAAGCCCGAGCUGACGCUGUGGGAGAAGAAUGAGGUGAGCGUGGUGGUGUCUCUCAUCACCAUGAUCGCUCCGUCUGCCUUUGAGCUGGUGGCUCAGCUGGAGAUGUACCACCCUCGCACCUCGCUGAGAUUCCAGCUGGCCAGAGUGCUUGUUUUAUACCUGGGGAAUCUCUACAGUCUCAUCAUCGCCCUCCUCGAUAAGGUCAACAUCAUGAGCUCUGCUAUCCCAGUGAGUCCAGCGAACUGGUCUGAGUCCAGCUCUUUCCUGGCCACCAUCUCUCAGCCUGAGGGCGACAACCUCUCCACCCACAUGUCCGAAAUCUCUGCAUCCGGACAUCGCAACAGCACCAUAGCAACCAUCGCCACGGUGCUGGGAGUGGCCCACAGCAACAGGAGCAUCUCCAGCGCCGUACACAACCAGACCGCUCUGUUUGAGAAGAACACCCGUCCUCAGCAGGACCAGUGCUGGGAGACCUACGUCGGACAGGAGAUGCUGAAGCUGUCCAUCAUUGACAUGAUCUUCACAGUGGCCAGUAUUCUGCUCAUUGACUUCAUCAGAGGGUUGGUGGUUCGAUACCUGAGUGACUGCUGUUGCUGGGACUUGGAGAGCAAGUUUCCUGAGUACGGAGAAUUCAAAAUAGCCGAGAAUGUCCUGCAUCUGAUUUAUAACCAAGGAAUGAUCUGGAUGGGAGCGUUCUUCUCUCCUUGUCUUCCUGCCUUCAACGUGUUGAAGCUGAUUGGUCUGAUGUAUCUGAGGAGCUGGGCCGUCCUCACCUGUAAUGUUCCCCAUCAGCAGGUGUUCAGAGCCUCCAGAUCCAAUAACUUCUACUUGGCCAUGCUGCUCUUCAUGCUGUUCCUGUGUAUGCUGCCCACCAUCUUUGCCAUCGUUCGGUACAGACCGUCGCAGCACUGUGGACCGUUCAGUGGCCAGGAGAAGAUUUAUGACAUCAUCUCAGAGACGGUGGCGGCUGACUUUCCUCUGUGGUUCAGUAAAGUGAUGAGUUACGUCACCAGUCCUGUCGUCGUGCUGCCAGCACUGCUGCUGCUGUUCAUGCUCAUCUACUAUCUACAGGCCAUCGCCAGAUCCCUGAAAUUCACCAACAACCAGCUGAGGAUGCAGCUCCAGAGAGAACGGACUGAAGACAGGAAGAAGGUCUUCCAGCUGGCUACAGCGCGACUACAGGCCCCAGAGGCCGCGGCUGUAGCUGCGGCUGCGGCCGACAAACCACUGGAUCAGCCGGACAGCGACGUCACGAGUCAGGAGGCCUCGGUGCACACGCCGUCACCGCGACGCAACGGCAGCGUCACUAACUUCCAGUCCCCCGUUCGCCGCGGGAACAGCAUUCGCACCAUCACCCAGUCAGUGUCUCGGGCCGACCUGAGCCGAGGAAGUGGAUCUGGAUCCAUCAGGAGUCCGACGGUGACGGUCCUGCCCAAACACAGGCUGGAGCACAUUCCUAACAGGCCCCGGCCGUUUCUUAGCGGCCCUAGCGGAUCCUGUAGGUCUCAGUCCUACCACCACUUGGUGUACAAUCACCCGGCUCGCUAUUCUGACAACAUCCACUCUGACCCCCUGUACAGGAAGACUGCGCGCGCCAUACGCCCAGUUGAGGCUGCCGGGUACAUCCCGGCGCAGAGUUAUGGCGGACGCCGCGGUCACACCCGCUACGUCAUCGUCAAUGAACACGAGCCCCGGAAAAAGCUGCUGCGCUCAGCCACUCGCAUCCCGCGCCAUUACCUCAUGGAGGAGCCCGCAGAGAUCGUGGAGCUGUACCCGUGCAACGUCAAGCGCUACGCGACCCGCACGGCUCACCACCAGCCACAUCCUCACCGCUGCCACGCGUCUCAGCAGCACCUGAGCGAGGAAGAGGAGGAGGAGGAGGUGGUGGAGGGGAAGGGCAGGAGGAAGACAUCCCUGGGGAAGACCCACCGGCCUCACUCCCUCUCCGAUCUCCACCAGCCUGCCAACUUCUACAUCGGUGACCGCGUGGAAAGCCACGUCUCCAUCGCUAAAGACGGCAAAGCAGCAAGAGGAAGAUAUGGAGCAAAGGAUGGAGAUGAAGAGGGCGAGGCGGGAGGGGCAGAGAUGGACUGGGGAGGUUCAGAGUCACAUCUGCGCUGCCAGGGCAGUGUGAAGGGGUCGGACCCCCUUCUGGUUCGAACCAGGCGUCACGUCCACUCUCCAGGAAGACACUGUCCGUCUCCAGCCAGGACCAGACACGUGGAGUCUCACGUGAAGCCCAAGAUGAGACCGAAGCUGGAAACGCCCCUCACCGAGUCUGACUCCGCCUCCCUGGCGUCCAGCAGCGACCAGCAGAACAGCAGCACGGACCAGUACAUCCAGGUCAUCCACAACAAGGAGCGCUAUCUCAAGUCCGACACAAGGCAAGGAAAGGUGGCGAAGAAAAAGUCCAAAACCAGCUUUGACCCCAACGUCACCGAGUCCAGUGACCUGGUCUGCUCCAACGUAUGACGCCUCCGCGGAAAUCAAGUGGUGGGUUUCAAAAUUUACCAGAUAUACAUGGUUGAAAGUAGGUCGGUAUGGUCUGGAACUGGAACCACAAAAAGAUUCCGAGUGUAAAACCAGCCGUAGUCGCCAUUCCCGCAAGGAAACGCCUGCUAACGUUGCGUCCGGGUCAACAACACAGUCGACGUGUCGCAAAGUCAAGGAUCCUUCAAGACAAGACUCCUUCUAGGAACAGACUCGCAAGUGUGCUUCAUCACUAUCACAAUGUUCUGCCCGGCAAAACAUCCAUGCACAAAAGGGAUUGUGGGUAUUUAACGCUGCGCUGAGGAACCACAACAUGGAUCCUUGUAAAGGCUCAGUGAGAAGGACUCAGUCCUUCAGCGGAUGAUCCUUCCCUGACUUUGACAAAUACCAGUUAUCUUCUUAUAAACUGCUUCUCAGUCGUUCUAUAUUUCAUUGGAAACACAUCUGUGCUGGGUUUUGAUCUGGUGGGUGGAGUCCAGCUUCUGGUGGGUGGAGUCAAGCAAACGUUUGGAAGAUAUUCAACCUUCUACGAUCGAUGACUUGCGAGGGAGAAGUCGCUAAAACAAAAACGACUCCUCACUCUAACUCUAGUGAGGUAGACGACGAACUACAACCCGAUUUUGA